Molecule: messenger RNA, 1523 nt
Organism: Musa acuminata AAA Group (dessert banana)
Lineage: Eukaryota; Viridiplantae; Streptophyta; Magnoliopsida; Zingiberales; Musaceae
Product: HMG-Y-related protein A-like
Exons: 1
Coding region: 919-1314 (131 amino acids)
Biological process (GO): nucleosome assembly; chromosome condensation; negative regulation of DNA recombination
Cellular component (GO): nucleus; nucleosome; nucleolus
Molecular function (GO): nucleosomal DNA binding; double-stranded DNA binding
Source: RefSeq, a predicted model, not a curated record
GCCUCAAUAUCUAUAUUGUAACACUUCAACUUAGUCCCACGUUGGAAGUGGUAAUCUUCGAGUGAUGGACGAAUUUUGGCUAACUUAUAUUAAUAUUUUAGGUUAAUGAUUUAAAGAUAAUAAAAUUAGUAUUUUGGAGAUCGAAUAGGUAAAUUACUCCAUUAGAUUGGUCUCUUUCGCAGAGCAUUUUUCUUAGGGGGGUGUGACGACUAAUAAAUGAUACAUUUUUUUUACUUGAUCGAAAAAAAUCAUCUUAUACCAAUAAGAUGUUAUUAUUAUUAUUAUUAGGUGAGCAUAUAAUUAUCCACUGUGCGUUGAGGAUAACACAUACCGACCACCAUAUAAUGCCCUUUAACUUGAAGACUUGAAAGAUGGGCAUAAUGAACGUCAACUUGAUCGAUGGAUUAUGUGCGAAAAGACCGAUCCGUGUGAUGUCCAUCUCCCACCGCUCGCCGCGAUCCGAUGAUCCCCGCCGUCAUCUCUCAUCGAGCCGUUCGUCAUCACUUCCCGACGAGCACAUCCCCCUUCUUUCACCUUGCAUUUCGUCGUCCUCGUCAUUUAAUUAUGUUUUUCUGGUAUUUCUUUGUAUUUGUUUAAUCUUUUGUGUUCUUCCUUGCCCAUUUCUCCCCUCAAUUCAGUCCUGCAGAUCCGUCCGUCUUCCCCCUUUAAAAGCCCUCUCAAUCCUCUGUAACCCAACCCCCAUAACAUUCCAUCCCCUAACCCGAAUCCUUUUCUUCUUCCUCUUCUCUUCUCUUCUCUUCUCAUACAGACUCGAUACAAAACGCAUAUAUUCCAUGGCUAGCGGUACUGAAGAAGGCAGCAAAAGCAUACCCUGACGUACGUUAAGAAUCUUCCGGUUCAUGUUGUCCAUUAUAAUAGAUUCUUUGUCAUAAAUUCUCCAAUAUGCGGUAACGAAAGAUGAUACUGGAGGCGAUCUCGGCGCUGAGCGACAAGAACGGGUGUAAUAAGUCUGCCAUAUCGAAGUACACGGAGACCAAGUAUGGCAACCUACUGCCGUCACACUGGUCGCUGCUGACGGCCCACUUGGCCGGCAUGAAGGACAGCGGCAGCCUGCUGUUUAUCACGAACAACUACUUCAAGCCCAAGCUGAUUCCCCGAGGCACCGUCCUCCCGCCGCCGCGCCCCCGCAGGCGGCCCCCCAAGCCCAAGGACCUCCUCGCCGCCGCCGUCGCCAAGUUCGCCGCUGGAUUCUCCCGGCCCCCCUUGGGCGCCCGCCCACAGCCGUUAAGCCCACUGAUUCUGCUACUACUGGUGGUGGGUCUCGGCCUCUCUAGGCGAAGCCUGAGCUGGUGAACGAUGCGGUCUGACGGCGGCAAACAGGGAACAAGUGUUGAGGUCGACCGCUGACCUCUUAAACUUCCUGCUGUUUCUUGCCGUAAUUGUUGCGCGUAAAGAUGCACAUAGUCAGGAUUGUGGUGUACGUACAUUUCGCUGAGCUUUUUUCAUUUAGGAUUAUUUUCUCUGGGAUGUGAAUUUUGUAGUGCUCUUUUUCUUUUAUUUUA